Dipodomys spectabilis (banner-tailed kangaroo rat) is the source of this 10120-nucleotide messenger RNA. RefSeq names its product pericentrin (gene Pcnt). Lineage: Eukaryota; Metazoa; Chordata; Mammalia; Rodentia; Heteromyidae. The transcript is spliced from 45 exons. Gene Ontology annotation, molecular function: molecular adaptor activity. Bases 408 to 9746 code for a protein of 3112 amino acids. Gene Ontology annotation, biological process: signal transduction. The record is from RefSeq and is a predicted model, not a curated record.
AGAUCCGAGCACCAGGGAGGCGCGGGCCCCGCGCGCCGGAGCUCCCGCGGCCAGCUGGGGGCGCUCGGGUGCUCGUACCACGGCCGGGGACAGCGGGUCCGCGGCUGGUCAUUUACUUCUUCAGUCGCCUUCAGCUGCCUUCAGCUCAUUGGUCGGCCCGUAGGAGGCGGGCGGGCCAGUAAGCCAAUCGGAGGCCUGAGCUCCUCCCUCGUUGCGUCACCAGAGCGCGCAGAUGCGCGCGAGCAGUUGGCCCCUGAUUGGGGCGCAGAGGGGCGGGGACACGGCGCUGACAGUUGUCAGAGGAGGGCGGGAGGGCGAGCGGGCGAGGGGCGGGAGUGUAAAUAGAGCGGGGAGGCGCCGCGUCUCCUCGCCACCUGCGGGUGUCCGUCGAGGAGCUCCGGGGGACCAUGGAGGAAGACGAGCAGGAGCGGCGGCGCAGGAAGGUCGAGGCCGGAAGAGCGAAGCUUGCUCACUUCCGGCGGAGGAAAACAAAAGGUGACAGUGCGGAUUCGAAGAAAAAGACGGCGGAGAGGAAGGGCCCGGCUUUCGUUGCGCCUAUCCAGGAGGAGAGUCCGCUAGCCUCCCGGGAUGGUGGGCUUCUGGGAGCGAGGGUUGUUUGCAAGAGUGCGGCACACAGCGACACCCCACAUGGGGCCAGAGGGUCAUUUUCAGCUCAGGAGCAAGAACAAGAUCAUGAACUGGUGAGAGGACCUAAGGAUGGGGCUGGCCACCAGCAGCACCAGCAGCAGUCACUUCAGACAGUGCCUACCCUUGAGUUGGAAGCACUGCGCUUGAGUCUGAACAACAUGCACACAGCACAGCUAGAGCUGACACAGGCCAACUUGCAGAAGGAGAAGGAGACAGCUCUGUCAGAACUGCGGGAGAUGCUCAACGGCCGGCGGGCACAGGAGCUGGCGCUGCUGCAGAACCGGCAGCAGUGUGAACUGGAGCUGGUGAGGGAGCAGCAUGCUCGGGAGAAGGAGGCAGUGCUUCUCCGCUGUGGGCAGGAGACAGCUGAGCUGAAGGAGAAGUUACGGUCAGAAAUGGAGAAAAAUGUCCAGAUGAUGGAGAGCCUGAAGCAAGACUGGGAAUCUGAAAGACAGUUAUGCUUAGAAAAUCUACGCAAAGAGUUAUCAGCAAAGCACCGGUCAGAAAUGGAGGAUUUGCAAAAUCAAUUUCAGAAAGAAUUGGCGGAACAGAGAGCUGAGAUGGAAAAGAUUUUUCAAGCCAAAAAUCAAGCUGAAGUUUCUCUGAAGAACCUAGAGGCUCAGCAUCAAGCAGCCAUCAAGAAGUUACAGGAAAACUUGCAGCUGGAACACUGCCAGUAUUUGCAAGACUUGGAGGUGAAAUUCAGAGAAAAGGAAAAAGAAAAACAGUUGGAGUUAGAGAAUCUUCAGGCAUCCUAUGAAAACCUGAAGGCCCAAUCACAAGAAGAAAUUAGGCAUCUGUGGUCCCAGCUCGAGUCUGUGAGAAUCAACAGAGAGGAACUGAAUGAGUCAAAGGACCCACUCCAUGCACGAGCGUCUCAUGUGGAGGAGCUGGAACAUCUGCGAUGGGAUUUUGCUCAGCAGCAGCAGCAGGACAGAGCCCAGCACGAGUGUGAACUGGAGCAGUUGAGAGUCUAUUUUGAGAAGAAAUUGAGGGAUGCUGAGAAGACUUACCAAGAAGACUUGACCCUGUUUCAGCAGCGGCUGCAGGAGGCAAGGGAGGAUUCUCCCCCAGGGUCCGCAGAGGUCAGUUCAUCCUGUAUAUUUUUAGAAGAGACAUCUGGAAGAGAAAGAAAAGAGCACCUUGACCAACUUGAUUUUCAUCUUGAACAGCAGCAGGAAACCCUGACGUGUUUACAAGCAGGGGCAGAAGAAGACCACAUGUGCAAGUCAGAGGUGUUAAGUUGUCUCCAUGUCCAGCUGGAAGCAGACGAGUCAGAUAGAUGCCUCGGGCCCAAGGUGCUGGAUCUGGAACCAAGCCUGGCUGCACCUUCAGACCAGCAUAGCCCAGACCUCGUGCAGGUGCAUCUCCGGUGUAUGCAGGACAUAACAACGGAGGAAGAUGCACAGGUAGCAUCUAGAAUCCUGGGUUUGGAAGCUGAGCACAAGGUUAAACUCUCACUUCUUCAAACUGAGCUCAAGGAAGAAAUUGAACUCUUAAAAAUAGAAAACAGAAAUUUACAUGAGAAGUUACAGCAUGAGACUCAUCUGAAAGAGGACCUGGAGAAUGUAAAACAUACUCUAGUUGAACACCACAAAGAAGAUUUAAAUAAAGCAGAAGAGAAGAUUCAACUAAUGAAACAAGAAUUAAAAAGGAAAGAAAUGGAGUGGGAACUUUUACAGCAGGACCUGAAGAAGGAAGCUGAAGAGAGGUUAGCCUUGAUGCUUCUUGAGCUGAGAGAAAAGGCUGAGUCUGAGAAACAGUCCGUCAUAAAAAGAUUUGAGCUUCGAGAGAAGGGUAUGAAGCACCUUCAAGAUCAACAGACAGCCCAGAUCCUGGGCCUAGAGAAGUCUCUGAGGGACCAGCAGGGCCGUCUGCGGCAGUUAGAACAAGAACUUGCUGGGGAUGAGGCCUUGUUGUGCAGCCAGUGUGGCCAGCAGCCAUCCAUGGCUGAGGAAGGAGAGUGCACCCUGCUUCCCCAUGACGAGGAGGAUUGUGCCCUCCAGCUUAUGCUGGCUCGGAACAGGUUUUUGGAAGAGCGUAAAGAAAUUAUGGAGAAAUUUGCUGCAGAACAAGAUGCCUUCCUGCAGGACAUCCAGGGGAAGCAUGCUCACGAGCUCCAGCUCCUGCAGCAGGAACACCAGCAGCAGCUUCUCUCAUUAAGGACAGAACUGGAGAAGAAGCAACAGGCUGAGCUUGCUGAGCAGAGAACUUCGCUUGAGAGUGAGCAGCGGGUGCUCUUUGAGAAGCAUAUGGCUGAAUUGCAUGUGAAACAUGCUGCGGAAAUUAGUGCUUUGGAGAGGAGACAUUUGUCCAACCUGGAUGCUCUGGAAUCCUGUUACCUGGCUGACAUUCAGAGUGUUCAGGAUGAGCACAGGAAAGCUCUGGAGCUUUUGCGAGUAGAACUUGUGGAACAGCUGCAGAAAAAGGACUCCUAUCACCAAGCAAUUUUGACCCAAGAGUUGGAGAAGCUUAAGCUGAAAUAUGAUGGGGAGCUUCAGUCUCUAAAGGACAAUCUGAGAAUUGCAACGAGUGCUAAACAUCCAGAGCCACUGACAGCCCAGACCAUCGAGGUGCAAGGUGUACGCCAGGAGUCACUAGCUUCUGCCCUGCAUCAUCAGAGGUGCCUGCUAGAGGAAGAUAAGGUUGCGUCCCUGGACAGGGUGGACACUGAAGUCCUGCUCCUAGAGGGCCAAGCCACUCCACAGCAGCUGGGAGAUGUACAUGCAGUAGAGACACAGAAGUCACAAAUAGAGCUGGCCAAGCCCCCAGAGGUACAGGGACAGGCUGCUCAGCUGAAAGACCAAGUCUUGUCCCUGCAUCAGGAGGUAGAACAGUGUCACGCUGAGCUCGAGAGGCUGCGGCAGAGGCGUGAGAGGGAGAACCAGGAGGGUGCCGCCCUCAUCUGCAUGCUCCGGGCAGAUGUGGACCAGUCUGAGAGUGAGGGGAAAGUACUCCGUGAUGCCCUGAGGAGACUGCUGGGUUUGUUUGGAGAAACACUGAAGGCAGCUGUUGCCCUGAAGAGCCGGAUUAGUGAGCGCGUGGGUCUCUUUCUGGACCACAUGGGUGCCACAGAAGCAGGCCAAGCCCCAGAAGCAGCUCCAGCACUUGAUGAAAUAUGGUCUGAUACCAUCCUGCUGGGAUUGGACAGAACUUUGCCUGAAGGAGCAGAGAUGUCUUCAGUGGCUGAAAUUAGCAGUCAUGUCUGUGAAAGCUUUUUACUGAAUCCGGAAAGUACUCUGGAAUGUGAGCAGCCCAUUAGAAAAUUCUACCAGAGCCUUGGCAUGGCUGUUGAUGGACUCCUAGAGAUGGCCUUAGACUCCUCCAGACAGUUAGAAGAAGCACGUCAGAUACAUUCUCAUUUUGAAAAAGAAUUUCUCCACAAGACCGAGGAGACUGCACAGCUUGUGCAGAAGCAGCAGGAGAUGCUGGAACGCUUGCAAGAGGAGAGCGCUGCCAAGGCCGAGCUGGUGCUGGAGCUGCACACAGCUCAAAGCCUCCUUGAAGGGUUCAAGGUGGAGAAAGCUGAUCUUCAGGAGGCACUUGGUCAAAAGGAGGAGCUGGAGCAGCAGCUAGUCCUGGAGCUUGAAAGCCUACGACAGCAGCUGGAGCAGGCAGCCCAGGAUCUGGCUGCUCUCAGACAGGAGAAGGCCACCCUGUGGAGCCAGAAGGAAGCCUUGGCUGCUGAGGCAGAGGCAAGGGAGGCUGCACUACAGAAGGAAAUGGAAUCUCUAACCAGGGAGCAGUCAGAGGCCAGGAAGCAGUCGGAGAAGGACCAGGCAUCUCUGCUGUCUCAGAUGAAGAUCUUGGAGUCAGAGUUGGAGGACCAGCUCUCACAGCACCAGGGCUGUGCCCAGCAGGCUGAGGAGGCGGCCACUCUAAAGCAGCAGUUACUUGCCCUGGAUAAGCAUUUGCGUAGCCAGCGGCAGUUCAUGGACGAGCAGGCUGUUGAGCGUGAACAUGAGCGUGAAGAGUUCCAGCAGGAGAUCCAGAGGCUGGAGGAGCAGCUCCGCCAGUCAGCCCGGCCACGGCUGCCAAAUCACCUUGAUAGCCAGAUUGAAUUGUUACAAGAAAAACUGCGAGAAAAAUCAGAUGGAUUUAAUGAAUUGGUCAUAAAAAAAGAGUUGGCAGAUCGACAACUUCUGACCCAGGAAGAAGAAAUUAAAUACCUUGAGGCGACACAUGCCAACACCCAAAGACAAAUGGUCCAGCUCCAGGAAGAACUAGAAAAGCAGAAAAAAACUGUGAAAGAACUGCAAGAUAAAGAGGCACUAAAGAGACAGCAGAUGAGUGAUUCUCUGCUAAUGUCUAUGUCACAGUCUACACUCAGUGAAGGCAAGUGUCCCUUGCCACCUUUGGAACACUCUCCUGAGGAUUUAGAAGUCCAGCUAGAAACAACACAGAGAAAGCUCCUACAGCGUGAGACUGAGGUUUUGGACUUAAAGAAACAGCUAGAAAAUAUUAAGGCUGAUUUAGUACGUAAAAAUGAAGAAAUACUACAUCUGAACUUAAAACUGGAGGUACAGAACAAUCCUGCUGUGGUCAGCAUCCAGGAACUUCAAGAGGAAAAUGCCAGUUUAAAGGUUGGGUACAGCAGAAGCUCUGAGGUUGAAGAAUUGAAAGCCAUUAUUGAAAAUUUACAAGAGAACCAAGAGCGAUUACAGAAAGACAAAACAGAAGAAAUCGAACAGCUCCACGAAGUCAUUGAGAAGCUGCAGCAUGAGUUGACCCUCAUGGGGCCUGUGGUACAUGAACUCAGUGACUGUGCAGCUGACAGCCUUCACAGUGAGCUGCUUAGCCUCCAGUCUAAGGGGCCAGGUGGGCAGGCGCUGCAGGCUGAGCUUGAAGCUACAUGCUCAGCCAAGGAAGUCUUGAGCCAGGUGCUGGCUGAGCAGGUACAGGGGCACAAUCAGGCCCUGGAGGCUUUGCAGCAGCGCCUGCAAGCUGCAGAGGAGGCUGCCACACAGCAGCUGGCUGAACUGGGACGCAUUGUGACCCUCAGGGAGGCUGAGGUUGAGGUGAUGGCCUCCCGAAUUCAGGAAUUUGAAGCUGUCCUGAGGGCAAAGGAAGCAAUCAUUGUGCAGAGAGAUUUGGAAAUUGACGCUAUGAACAAGCAGGGAGUGGCUCACUCGGUGGAGCUGCAUUCUGUCCUGCUGGCCUUGACACGCUUCCGUGGUGCCCUGGAACGGCAGCCUCUGGCUGUUCCAGGUGAGCCUCCUGAGCUACAGCAGCUGCGAGUACAGUGUGCCCAUCUCAGCUGCCAGCUGCAGCUGCUGUACCAGCGGCUCCUGGGCUGCCAGGGGGAACCGGAUCAGCAUCAGGCCCAUGGAGGAGUGCCUGGCGGCUCCCCACAUGCUCACAUGGACACACAGUCUGAGCAGCAUGAUCUGUUGGAACAGGACAAUGUGCAGCCUGCUGAAGUACUGGUGUCACCAAAGGACUCCGGUCUCCACAAAGCAGAAAAUAUGAUCUCGGUGCUCACAGUGUGCCAGAGGCAGCUGGAAGCAGAGCUGCUCUUGGUGAAAAGUGAGAUGUGCUUGAACAUGGAUGACAGCAGCUGGAUGCCAGAAGGGUUGCAGGGUAAGGAAAAGCAAGUAGAAGAUUGUCAGCUGCAUAAAGUCAGCCUCAUUGCUCAAGUGAAACAACUUCAGGAAAAACUGAACCAACUGGUAUGUUCUAUGGCCUUCCAGGACAUCGACACUGAGCCUCCUAAAUUCCAGCAGUGCUCAACAUUGCCAUACCUGUUAGAAAAUGGUUCAGAUGAUGGCUUCCAUAAUGGCGAAGAAACAGAUGGGUUGCCUCCUGUUGACAUGUUUGAUUUUGAUAAAUCCACACAGGAUCUCCUUGGUGGAAAUAAAAAUAGAGAUUUUUUGGUAGACAGUAAAAUCCCAGCUUUUCCCACUCAAGAAAAUCUAGCAUUACAAGAUGGGCCUGUUUCCUCACAAACCAGCAUACACAGAAGCUCCCUCCUCCACACUGAGGAGGCUGAGCCCCAGAAGCACCCAGUGAGGCCCGCGGACCUGUCUUCUUGGAGCUCUCCUGAAGUCCUCCGGAAGGACUCUACCCUAGAGCCUCAGCUCAGCCUACCCCUGACGCCCUGCUCAGGGGCCAUGAGCCUGCGCAGCGCUGACACCACCCCAAAAGACUGGAUGGACUCACCAAUGGGGGCCCAUGCUUCAGAGCUGCUUUGUUACCCAGGAGUGAGCCCACAGAGGACAGCAGCUGUGUCGGCUGAGCAUCACCAUGGAGAGACAGCCCCGGAAAAGGACGUUGAAGACUUUGUCAUAACAUCGUUUGAUUCUCAAGAACCAUUAAGAUCCCCUCCUCUCGGGUUAGAAAAAAGAAGCAAUGGGAGUGGAAACAGUGAUGACCCAGGUACUGAUGUGAUACUGACACCAGGCUCAGUAGGACCUGAGGAUCUCACUGCUGGCUCUGUUGCUGCUGCUCUCAACUUUGAAGGGUCCCCACAGCCACUAGGAACAAUGAAGGAGAAGGAGGUCCACGGGAAGCAUGUGAAGGCUUUGCUGCAGAUGGUGUUUGACGAGAGCCAUCAGAUACUGGCCUUGUCAGAGAACCAAGAGCUCCCCAGAGCUCUGAGCCGGGGCGAACCACGUGCCCUUCUGGAUGACUGCUUGAGGGAGAGGCAGGGGCUGCUGGAGUUAGCACCUGAGAAAGAAGAAAAGGAACCUUCUGACACCUGCCUUGCCUGGAGUGGUGGGCUUUUGCAGGCUGUGCAAGAGGCGUUUGAGAAAGAGCUGAAGCCCAGAUCUUGCAGCUCAGACCUGCAAGAUUACAGUUCCCUUUUCAAGAGGCUGGAGAAGAUUAUCCAAGAACAAGGGGACCUGAAGGAGAAGCCCCAGGAACACCUUUUCCCACCAGAUAGGAGCAGCCUGUUGUCCGAGAUCCAGGCCCUUCGGGCUCAGCUGCGCAUGACGCACCUGCAGAACCAGGAGAAACUGCAGCAGUUAUGCACAGCACUGACGAGUUCAGAGGCCCGCGGGAGUCAGCGGGAACACCAGCUUCGUAGGCAAGUUGAACUAUUGGCAUAUAAAGUUGAGCAGGAAAAGUGUAUAGUAAGUGACUUACAGAAAACCCUGGGCAAAGAACAAGAGAAAGUAAGUGAUGUCCGGAAGCGCCUGGUUGCAGAGCAGAGCACGGUGCAGGAGCUGAAGUUGGAGCUGCUUGAGUAUAAACAGGAGAACGCAAGGCUGUUGGAAUCCCUUGGUGAGAUGCAGCGGGAAAUCCUCCAGCUGAGGUCCAUGCUGGAUGGGAAGGAGAAUGACCUGAAGGCUGCUCUGGAGGAGCUGGAGUGUGAGCACAGGAAGGAGCAAGCCCUCCAGGCCCAGUGGGAGGAAGAGCGGCAGCGGCACCUUCAGUGGGAGGGCCAGAGCUCCAAGGCCUUGGAGGAGUUAAAAAUAACUUUAGAGAAGCAACGUUCUCAAAAUAGUCAACUGUGUGUUGCAUUAAAACACGAACGCACAGCCAAAGACAACCUGCAGAAAGAGUUGCAAAUUGAGUGUUCACGCUGUGAGGCCUUGCUGGCACAGGAACAGAGCCAGCUCUGCGAGCUUCAGAAGAGCCUGGAAGCUGAGAAGAGUCACUCAUCGGAGCUGCUGGAGGCCUUGCAGCAUGAGCGGCUCUUGACAGAACAGCUGAGCCGCAGUGUGCAGGAGGCCUGUGCCCGCCAGGAGACACAAGGACACCAUAACUUACUGCGAAAGCUGAAGUCAGAGAAGGCUCGUACACUAGAGCUGCAGGCCAUGCUUGAGAAAGUGCAACAGCAGGCCACCCAGGCACAGCAGCAGCUGGAGGCCCAGGCUCAGGAGCGCUGUGCUGAACUCAGGAGAGAGAAGGAGCGAGAAUUAGAGUUACAGCACCAACGCGAUGAGCAUAAGAUCAAGCAACUUCAGCAGAAGGUGAAAGAGCUGCGGUGGAAAGAAGAGGUCCCUUGGGGUGACGACUCCCGUCUGGGUGCCCUGGACUUGGGCCGUCUCCAGGAGCAGCAGCAGGAGCUGGAGAAGAUAAGGCAGCAGCUGCUCUGUGUGGCCGGGCUUCUGACUAGCUUUGUCAACCACACCGUGGACAGGACAAUGAAUGACUGGACAUCAUCCAAUGAGAAGGCGGUAUCAUCCUUAGUCCACACGCUGGAGGAACUGAAGUCUGAGCUGAGCAUGCCUGCCUCCUCCCAGAAAAAAGUGACAGCAGAGCUACAAGUCCAGCUCAUGGAUGUGCUACUGAAAGACAACAACUCUCUUACACAAGCUGUCAGCACAGCUACUCGGGAGAAAGCGGAGCUGUGCAGGGCAGUGUCCAGGCUGGAGAGGACUCUGAAGCACCAUGUGCAGAGAGGCUGUUCUCUGAGUAGGCCGGGCAGAUGUGCGUGGAAGCAAGAUGGGGCUGCUUUGCCGAUUUCACCAGGACACUCAAACCUUGGACAGCCCACGCUGCCUGUGAGUGAGGACACAGACACCUGCCACGUCAGGAUGGAAAAAUUGUACUUGCAUUAUCUGAGAGCAGAGAGCUUUAGGAAAGCUCUGAUUUAUCAAAAGAAGUAUCUUUUACUGCUGAUUGGUGGAUUCCAAGAUUCUGAACAAGAAACCCUCUCCAUGAUUGCUCAUUUGGGGGUUUUUCCUUCCAAAGCAGAUAAGAAAGUCACUGCAUCUCGUCCUUUUACGAAGUUUCGCACUGCCGUCAGGGUGGUCAUUGCGGUGCUUAGAUUACGUUUUUUGGUUAGGAAAUGGCAAGAAGUUGAUCGGAAAGGAGCUCUAGCACAAGGCAAAGCUUUGCGUCCAGGAUUCCGAGCAUCACGGCGGCAGCAGUCUUCAUCUGAAGCCAGAGAGUCCUUGCCUACUCGGGAUGUGUCUUCAGGCCCUGCCAAGGACUCUGCACAUGGCGCUGGGCUGUCAGCCACCCCCUCCCUGAAAAGAUCUACUUCAUCCCCAAAUUCAAGGUUAGGAAGAUCCUUGACUGCUUCUCAAGAUCCAGAACACUCAUUGACAGAAUAUAUUCACCAUCUAGAAAUGAUCCAGCAACGACUGGCAGGGGUGCUACCAGAUUCUGCUUCAAAGAAAUCCUGUCACCAGAAGAUUAAACAAUGAAUAAAGUCCUGUGGCUUUAACCUGUGACAGUUCUAGUUGAGGAAAAGAUGUUUUUCCCUAAGGAAAGCUCAUAGUGUGGCCUGGAACACUGUCCAUGCCGUGAUGCCGGCCCCCGAUGCAACUAAGUGUGCCAGCCUCAUCAUCGCAUGCUGCAGAGCGCUUUUUGUGACCUCAGAACACCCUUGUUCCUCCCACCCCUGAGCCAUGGCUGUGUGCUAUUCUCCGCACCUGUUCUAAGCCGGGAGGUGGGGAGUGGUUUCCUGUUUAUUUCUUAGAGUGUACAGAUGGAAACAUCAUUUAGAAGUGGAACCUUUUACCCUACACACACACACACACACACACACACAAAAGAAGGAAUAAAGAGUAAGACUGUA